AUAAGGCACGGUUCAUCAGCAUGUAUAACUAGGCAGGCACUGCGCUGAGCUGGGCAGUAACUCUCACAGCAGCUCGUGCGAUGAUGGGUUUGUGGAGAAGCAGCUUGCUCCUGGCUUCUCUCUGUCUGAUCGGCAGCAGGGGUCAGUACGCUCCGGACCUGGUCACCUCCCUCCCUGGGCUCUCCCAGACCCCCAGCUUCAAGCAGUGGUCUGGCUACCUGCAAGCAGGCCCUGGGAAGUACUUUCACUACUGGUUUGUGGAGUCCCAGAAUGACCCCGCUAGCGACCCCGUGGUGCUCUGGCUCAACGGGGGGCCCGGCUGCAGCUCCAUGGAGGGAAUGCUAUCUGAGAACGGACCUUUCCAUUUGAACGCAGACGGCACCGUCUACAUGAACGAAUACAGCUGGAACAAGGUAGCCAACAUGCUUUACUUGGAGUCUCCAGCUGGAGUGGGCUUCUCCUACUCUUCAAGCCAGAACUACGCAACCAGCGACCCACAGGUGGCUGAAGACAAUUACCAGGCCCUCCUGAAUUUCUUCCAAAAAUUCCCCUCCUUUGCCAGCAACGAUUUCUAUGUCUUUGCUGAGAGCUAUGGGGGGAUCUACGCACCCACACUCAGCCAGAAAAUUGCCAGCGGGUCAAACCAGAUCAACUUCAAGGGAAUGGGUGUUGGCAAUGGAAUGAGCAGCUAUGAGCUGAAUGACCAGUCCCUCAUCUACUUCGGAUACUACCACGGUCUGUUCGGGGACAACUUGUGGGCCGAGCUGAACCAGUACUGCUGCUCUGGAGGAUCCUGCAACUUCUACAGCAAUGGCGACAGCAACUGCAUGAACACUGUGUCCCAGGCCCUAUACCUGAUCCAGGACAUCGGUCUCAACAUCUACUCCCUGUACUCGCAGUGCUGGGGGGGCGUGGGCUACUCCGCCCGCUAUGCAGCUGACCUCUCCAACCUCUUCCGCCACUACAACUUUGAUAUGAAAGCCCCUGUCGAAGCCUCCAUCCCCGGAGUCCCUCCCUGUAUCGACGGCACAAAUUCUUAUGAUUGGCUGAACCGCGUGGACGUGAGGGCAGCUCUGCACAUCCCCAGCGGAGUACAGAACUGGGAGCUCUGCAGCUCUGCUGUGACAGCCCUCUAUCAGAGGAGUUACCACGACAUGACCUCCUUCUACCAGUACCUGCUCCAGCAGAACCUGCGCAUCCUGGUGUAUAAUGGAGACACCGACAUGGCCUGCAACUUCAUCGGGGGCAAGUGGUUUGUGGAGUCCCUCCAGCAACAGCAACUGAAGCAGUACCAGCCCUGGUAUUUCAAUAACCAGGUCGCAGGAUACUAUGAACAGUAUGAGAAAAUCACCUUUAUGACUGUCAAGGGUUCCGGCCACAUGGUCCCUCAGUACAAACCCGGCCCUGCUCUGCAUUUGUUUGAGACCUUCCUCAAGAAUUCCAACAACUGAACGUAACAUCCAUGAGUUCUGUAUCUAUCAGCAGUUUAAAAUUGAAUUGGUCCAGAACUGACACAUAAUAAUAGUUUAUAACAGUGAUUAGUUUCCUUUUAAUCUUUAUGUAUCUGCAAUUAAAAAAUAUAUAUAUUUAAAUUCAA
Acipenser ruthenus (sterlet) is the source of this 1597-nucleotide messenger RNA. Its product is annotated as lysosomal protective protein-like. Gene Ontology annotation, biological process: proteolysis. Gene Ontology annotation, molecular function: serine-type carboxypeptidase activity. The record is from RefSeq and is a predicted model, not a curated record. Lineage: Eukaryota; Metazoa; Chordata; Actinopteri; Acipenseriformes; Acipenseridae. The transcript is spliced from 11 exons. The coding region runs from base 81 to 1451 and encodes 456 amino acids.